AUGGACAACUCCUCGGCCAAGCAGAAUUCGAGGCCGCAUGAGCGCCUUUUGCUCCAUCAGAAUGAAAGCUGCGUAAUUCUGGAAUGCGUGGCGAAGGAGUCCUCCCUCAUGCUCUCCAAUCCUGUGGGUGGCGCCAAGAUGGUCCCUGGCCUUGUAAUCGACCGAAUCAAAGGCAAUCCGGCUACAAGCACCAAUUUUGAUCCGCUGUUGUCUCGCGAGAUUUUCGGUGUGCUCGGUGUUGUGCAGCUGAUCACUGGCCAGUACCUGGUGGCCAUUGCUGAGCGCCAGGAGGUGGGGUACAUCAACAACGCCGCCAUUUACAAGAUGGCCAAGGCGCUAGUGGUGGCCAUCCCCCGGCAAUGCGAGUACUGGAGCGAGGAAGAGAGGCGACAAGAGCGCGAGUAUCUGAAGAACCUCAACAACUUCCUGGACCAGUCCGAAUUUUACUUCUCCCUGGACUACGACAUCACGCGACGCGUGCAGCACAUCGUCAGCAUGACCGCGGCGGAGAGGGCGCAGCCGCUGUGGCAGCGAGUCGACGAUCGAUUCUUCUGGAACAAACACAUCUCGCGCAGCUUCAUCGAGGCGAAGCUGGACGAGUGGAUAUUGCCGGUCAUGGAUGGGUUCAUCCAUGUCGAGGUGUGCGAAGUCGGCGGGCUCAUUUUUGACUACAUUCUCAUGUCUCGGCGAUCGUGCUUCCGCACAGGUGCCCGAUAUCAGACGCGAGGCGCCGACCCGCAAGGCAGGGUCGCCAAUUUUGUUGAGACCGAGCAGAUCGUUGUCUACGGCAAGAUUCAGUCGGCGUUCGUGCAGACCCGCGGCUCCAUCCCUGUGAUUUGGCAUCAAAAGGGCAAGGGUCUCAAGCCCAAGCCCUCUGUACAGCACUCCCUGUUCGCGCGUACCGCCUUCCAGGCGCACUUCGAAGAGCAGAUGCGAUGCUACGGCAAGCAGCUGCUGAUCAACCUUAUCGACCAGCGAGGCAACGAACGCGAUGUGGGCGAAGCCUACGAGACCCAGGUUCGGCUGCUCAACCACCCGGACAUCAGCUACAUCCCGUUCGACUUCCAUGAGGUGUGCAAGAACAUGAAGUACGAGAACCUGCAGCUGUUGACCAACGAGUCGCAGCCCUACAUGGAUCGAUUCAGAUAUGCCCUUGUUGACGCCGAGGGCAAGUUGGUCACCUCCCAGGACGGCGUGGUCCGCACCAACUGCAUUGAUUGUCUGGACAGAACCAAUGUCGUACAGAGCACGCUGGCCCGGCUGAUGCUGCAGGUGCAGCUGGAAAAGCUGGGUAUCCUGUCCUUCGUGCGCAUCCAGGAAGUGCCCACGCUCGAUUCGCUGCUCAAGAACGUGUGGGCCGAUAAUGCCGACAUUAUGAGCAAGCAGUACACCGGCACGGGCGCACUCAAGACUGAUUACACAAGGACAGGCCGUCGCAGCGUGCGCGGCACGAUCACGGACGGCGUCAACUCGACGAAGCGAUUCAUGAACAAGAACUUCAAGGACGAGGAGAAGCAGGUCUCCUCCGAUCUCUUCCUCGGGCGAUUCCAGAUCGAGAGGCGCCGCUAUGAUGAGCUCUUCCAAUUCGACGGCGCCAGCAACAGCUACUAUAUUGCCACCAAGGGGGCACGUCUCUACACCGACGGUGUGUUCAAGUUCCCGGUCUACCUGGUCUACUCGCCGGUGAUCGAUCCCACCGAAACGAACACCCGCAAGAAGCUGCGCCUGGCGGCUGUUCUGGAAGUCAGCCCAGCCGGCCAAGGCGGCGGCACGCUGAUGUCCUACGUGCUGACCAUGUUCAGCAAGAAAGAGUACUCGUUGACGUCGCUCAAACAGAUCAUCCGCGACUUCAGCUACAACCGCGCGCUCAAGCUGCUCUUCGACACCUCGGCCCGCACCUACGACUACAUUUUCAGCUCUGUCGAAGCACGAGAGCAGUUUAUCCAGGUGGUGACCGGCAUCCAGCGGUCCAUGGGCAUAGAGCCGACCGUGUACCUCCCGCAGCCGGUCAUCGUGGACGUCUCCGAGGGCGAAUCACCCAAGCUGGCCCUGCCCUCGCAGCCCGAUCACCACCUCCAAGAAAACAUCUCCGUCUUCACUGCCUCCUGGAACAUGGAGAGCGCGGUUCCUCCAUUCGAUUUCUCUGGGUGGCUGGAGAAGGGCCACGACGUCUACGUCAUCGGUGUACAGAACUGUCUGUACGCCGUGUUGGGCGACAUGGCCUUCUCGUGCAAGGCCCACUGGGCCUACGUCCUGCAGGCCCAUCUGGGCGAUGAGUACCUGCUCCUGGCCCACCAGAACACUGGCGCCGAUGGCACGGCGCUGGUUCUUCUGGCCAAGAAGACUCACGCAUCCAAGAUCACCAAUCUGCGAACCACGUAUGCUGAGGAGGUUCGGACGAGAGAGAUGAUGUACGAGAAGAAGACUGCGUUUGCCGUGAAGGAACGCCUGACUCCCUUCAUGAGCAAACUCACCGGCAGCUGGAAGAAGGACAGGGACAGUUCAAGGAUGCAAGAAAGAGACCGACCGGUGAGCUUGAGCAUGGACAAGGAGCCGCAGGGACUGCCGCCGUCUGUCACCGGCAUCAGCGAGGAGCCCAAGGUCGACCCCAAAUAUUUUGGUGAAGGUAUGAUGGCCCUCACAUGUCCUUGGCUCAAGCUCGAGCUUGGGUCGCUUAUCGAGUGUCGAUGUGACAUCAACGCAGUUAUUUCCUUCUACUUCAACGGAACUGCACUCUGCUUCGUCAACACGAAGAGGCGCGACUGCCCGUUCAAGCUGGCCGGAAAGGGCGAUGAGGACCUCGCAACGGACUUCCUGGCGUACCACCACGUCAUAUGGAUGGGCGACAUCAGCCCCGUGGCUGUGGACUCUACCAAAUGGAUCGACCUCUUUGUCGACGAGGCCCACGGUUCGGUACUUUGGCGCUCGCUGCCCGAGUGCUUCGUGUCGCACGUGCAGGCCCAUGUGGCCACGGCUGCCAUCGCGCAGGCCGAGGAGGGCAAAAGCAAGAGUGUCGACCGGGACGACGCGUUCAGCUCGUACCGGGAGGGCGGGCUGCCCUCGGGCAAGCAAGCGCAUGCGCCCAUCGGCGUCAAUUUCCAGAUUCCGACGCUCGUCUUCCCGCCCGUGGCGGCCAAGCGCAACGUGUCCAUCAUCCUCACCGACCUGAAGGGCGAGCGGUUGGUGGGCUCCACGGACUUCAUGCGGGUCGGACGGCUCGAGCCCUACAUUCUCUUCGACGCGCCCUUCAUCGAGAUCGGUCGCCGAACAAGCGUGCAGAGCUCCGAAUUCCCGGAGUGGCGAGAGAUCAUCAAGCUGCGUCCCAUCUUCACCGAUAUUGGCUUCCUCCGUCAGCAGCACCUGCGUAUGCUGGUCAUGGACAAAGACACCUACACGAUGGACGGCGUGGUUGGCCUCGCUGUGAUCUCCUUGAAGCGUGCCUGUGGCGACCAGCCGAUGGAGUUCUCCACUGUAAUUACCAUGCAGGACAAGCCCAUGGGCCACCUGACGGGGAAGAUUCACAUCGUGCUCUCGUCGGUCAUGUCGCCCAAAGCCGACCGCACCCGCUCGCUCGCUCGCCAGGGCUCCCACGCGACGUCGUCGAGUUCGAUGUCCCUCGCCGCGCCCUCGCCGCUGUCGUCGCCCGUCACCCCGCCCCUGCCUGCGCGACCCCACGCGUCGGCCUCGCCGCGCCAGCCGCCCGCCUUCCCGACCAAGCCGCUCCCGCCCCACCCCGGGAGCUACGGCGGCGACAACAGCAGCCCGCUGUCCUCCCCACACAGCUCUGGCGCCCCGCCGCUCCCGCCCAAGACCGACGACCACGGCUACCCGACGUCGCCGCUGCCGCAGCCGCCCGUGGCCUCCUCGUUCUUGUCGUCGGCGCUCGACACCACGUCGCACAUCACCACGUCGCUGUCGUCGACCUUCACGUCGGCCAUCGACUCCACCAAGCAGGGCAUUCCCUCGCUCAUGGGCUGGUUCGGCGGUGGCGCCGGCGCAGCGCACACCUCACCGAUGGACCACCAUAACCAGGAGGUUCAGUUCGACCCGCGAGGAGCCAGGUCCGAUCGACCGCAGUCGCCCGUCGGCCCGCAACACCACCACUCGGCACCUUCAAUGGCCUCGUCGACGGCUUCGGGUUCGUCGUCAUCAGCUUUCGAGCCGUCGCUGAUUCACUUUGGAGACGACUCGGCGUCAGCGACGGCGUCGUCCCACCAGCAGCAAGCACAGACAAAGAGGAGGACCGAGACCGUCGACGAUCUCCUCUCGUAG
Molecule: messenger RNA, 4272 nt
Organism: Acanthamoeba castellanii str. Neff
Lineage: Eukaryota; Discosea; Longamoebia; Acanthamoebidae
Product: SacI domain containing protein
Exons: 22
Coding region: 1-4272 (1423 amino acids)
Biological process (GO): phosphatidylinositol dephosphorylation
Cellular component (GO): endoplasmic reticulum
Molecular function (GO): phosphatidylinositol-4-phosphate phosphatase activity
Source: RefSeq, a predicted model, not a curated record